UGUACGUUUCAGGGCUGGCCUCUGGGAGGGAGCGAGCCCGCAGAGAAGCAGAAAGAAACACGGUGGUGGCCGCGUACUGAUCGGUGGGGCUUGAUCUCGGGGGCACCGCCGGGGGCUGAGGAGAGCGCGGCGAAGAGGCGAAAGCGUUGGCCGCCGCACAGCCGCGAAAGCCUGCAGCCGGGAGGGGGAAGGGUGGCGGCGGCGAGGAGCAGCCUGACUCGGUUGGGUUCAUUCGUCCUUACCGCCCCGCCUUUGGGUGGCAGGCGGCGUAGCGGCCAGAGCGAGCCCGCCGGCGGGACUGCAGCGGCCUCUUCUUCCUCUCUUGUUUUCCGCGAGCGGCUGAGAGGCUCUUGGUGUCGCCGAACACAAUAAAGGGAGGGUGAAGAGAAGGCAUCCGUGUCGCUUCCCUCUCGGGCGCUCGCAUCCUCCCGCGCUCCGUAGGCCUGGCCGGGUUAGGGGCCUGCGGCCGGCUCGGUGAAGGGCCCUUGAGCAGGCAUUCCCCAUCCCCCCAUCCCACCCGCCGCCUCUAGCCAGUCGCUGCGAAGUCGGCCGGGGGAGGCAAGGCGGCGGCGGCGGCGCAGGCCUAGGGGAGAGGCCUAGUGUGCCGUAACCGCACCUCUGAGACGGCGUCUGGGCCAGAGCGAGAAAAAAAGGCUGAUCGGCGCGAUGGUGUGAAACGGGAGCAGCGCCCGAGCGAAGAUGGCCGGUGGUGGCGGCCUCGGCGGCGGCAGAAAUGUAGGAGGCAUCCAACAGACAGGCUUCCUUCUCGAGGCUUUGGAUAAAUCACAGUCCAAGCGGGAUGGAGGUUUUAAAAGUAGCUGGAGCUUUGAUCAUUCAGAAGAGAGUGAAGGAGAUACAGAAAAAGAUGAAGCCAAUCUGCUGACGUUAGAUGAAAAUGAUGGAACUUGUAGUCCCAAUGGUGAAAGGAAAUCAUGUCGCCGCUUAGUAAGUUUUGGAGCCAGAAAUGAUGCCUUAAGAACAUACAGCAGACGGAACAAAAGUGACACUCCUGGAACUUUAAAAAGCAGCCCAACUGGACUUAACAUAUCCGGAAGCAGCAAGAAAUUAUGUGUAAAUGCUGAGAACAUGUCUUGUUCUGAAUCAGAAGUACAGGCCAGACGUUUUUGUGUUCACACACAAACACGAGUAAAAACGGCAGCACAAAACAACCGGGAUCUAAAAGAAAGGAAAGAAUACCCCCAUAAUAUUCCAAAGCUGGAUAACAACUGCAACAAACGGUCUCAGCUUCAGGAGAUGAAAAGAAUGAUGGAGAACAGAGAAGAAUCUGGGUCAGAGUCAGAGACAGGAAUUACAAGGAAGGUACAACAGAAACGUCAAUGCACUUUAUAUCAGGCUACUUUGCUUCCAUCUCCUGCUACAAAAAAUAGUUCAACCCACAUAGAGGGCUUGGAUAAUUACUCCAGAACUUGCCAGUGCAUUGGAAAAACAAAUGAAAGUGAGACCGAAUGCCAGCUUUCUGGAGUUGCUUUUAUUGGGGGCUUGCAAAGACAGUCCGUGCAAAGCACAUCUUUAUGUGAUACUACAGGAUCUUUGGCAAGAGAAUCAAUACAUGACAGUUCAACAGAGCAGCAUUCUUUAAGUACAGGACUAAAUGCAAAAAAGUUUUAUGGAUCAUCUCCCGCUACAGUUUCUACUGACUUCAUAGUGAGGCGCAACAUAGGCCCUGCUAUGUUACGGCCAAAUGGAAAAGUGGGUUCUAAAAUUACUGGACAUUUACGGCAGAAGACUACAACAGCAUCUGAACUAAAUGAUCCAAUUGUGCUGUCCAGUGAUGAUGAAGAGGAUCAGAUUGGUAGCACUAACAGAAUGGAGAGCAUAUCACCACGUCCAGCAGAUUCAGCCUGUUCUUCUCCUGCACCUUCUACAGGAAAAGUGGAAGCAGCCCUGAAGGAAAAUACUUGUGAACUAGAACAAAGGCUAACUAGCAUUACAGCAGACACAGAAUCUACAGUAGCAUUACCAAGAAAAGCAAGAAUGAAAGAUCAGUUUGGCAACAUUGUAUCCAAUGCUCCUGUAAAACGUCGAAAAGUUCUCCCCCAAGAAACUGCGACUGAUGUCAUCAUACCUUCGAAAUAUCAAAACUCUUAUGAAAGUGUCAUAUUAAACUGUCGAAGUAUAAGAAUAGGAACUCUGCGAAGAAUGGUGGUGGAUCCUGUAAUUUUUUGCUUAGACUAUAUUGAGAUACGUUUGGAAGAGUCAGAAAAUGAUACUAGGGAUAUUAAUUUAAAAACUUCUGAACUUACAAAGUGUGAAUGGUGUGGUGUACGCAAGUUGCCAGUAGUUUUCCUGCAGACUGUACCUGCUGCCUGCCAAAGUUUAAGAUCACAUCUAAAGAUGAAUAGGGAAAAAGAUAAUGUCUGGUAUGACUGUAAAGGAGCAAAUCCAGAAGAACAAUACAUCAUUUUAAUUUUUGAGACAGGUCUUGAUCCUCAUGCAAAUGCAAUAUUUGAAAAAAUAAUAACUGAAAUUGGUAUCAGGAACAAUAUUUCUGACUUUUUUGUGAAAAUUACUUUUGAAGAAGCAAAUAGUCGGCUUGUGGCCUUUACAAAAUCUUUUGAAGAUACUUCUAGAGGAAGCAGUGCUCCUAAAGAAAGCAAGACAAAACAUGUUGCCUCUGAUUCUAAGAUGCAGCUGCGAAAUGCAACACAGUUCCAGUUUUUUGACGAUGAUGAAAGCGGAGAGCCACAUACCGUCUUCAUCGGUCCUAUAGAAAAAUUGAUAGUUUAUCCGCCUCCUCCAGCAAAAGGUGGCAUUUCUGUGACCAAUGAAGAUCUUCAUUGCUUAAACGAAGGAGAAUUUUUAAAUGACGUAAUAAUUGAUUUUUAUUUAAAGUAUCUGGUGCUAGAAAAGUUAAAAAAAGAAGAUGCAGAUAAGAUUCAUGUGUUCAGUUCCUUCUUUUACAAACGCCUUAAUCAAAGAGAGAGGAGAAACCUUCAAGAAACUUCAAAGCUCACAAUUCAGCAGAAACGGCAUGGUCGAGUAAAAACAUGGACACGGCACGUUGAUAUCUUUGAAAAAGAUUUUAUUUUUGUUCCUCUUAAUGAAGCUGCACACUGGUUUUUGGCUGUCAUCUGCUUUCCAGGUUUUGAGAAACCAAUAUAUGAGACUAACCCGUAUUUCCAGGAAAAUGUAUCUACACAAGUUAAGUCUUCCUCUUUAGAUCAAGAUAGAAGUGCUUCAUCUCCUAUAUGCACUGAAAUGGAUCUAUUACAGCAGUCCUCUCUAACAGUGACAAGGAAGUUGUUCAACAAGAAGCAAGUUGCAGAAUUAACUGACACAAGCACAGAUACUGAGGAGAGUGAGUCAUUGUACUGCAAAAGAAACUCUUCUGAGAAAAGUGGCUUUAAGAAAGUAAAUCAUUUAAACAGCACUGCAGAAGAAUUGAGAACUAUGGAACCUCUAUGUCCUAAACAUGAUCUUAAGACUUCAGAGGCAAAUGGAAUGCAAAAUGAACAUAAAAUUCAUAUCCAAGCUAGUGAUGGUUUACAGAAAAUCAGAUUAAACUAUAGUGAAGACUCUGCUGAUAGCACUAAACUAAAUGAAGAUGAGCUCAUAGAUUUUUCAGAAGACCAGGAUAACCAGGACAAUAGUAGUGAUGAUGAUGGUCUUGCUGAUGAUAAUUGUAAUUCAGAAUUAGGACAGUGGCAUCUAAAGCCGACCAUAUGCAAACAGCCUUGCAUUCUGCUCAUGGAUUCACUAAGAGGCCCCUGCCGAUCAAAUGUCGUCAGAACACUAAGGGAAUACUUGGAAGUGGAAUGGGAAGUAAGGAAAGGGAGCAGAAGAAGUUUCUCUAAAGAUGUCAUGAAAGGCUCAAACCCCAAAGUGCCACAACAGAACAAUUUCAGUGAUUGCGGAGUUUAUGUGCUACAGUAUGUGGAGAGCUUUUUUGAGACUCCUAUUCUAAGCUUUGAAUUACCAAUGAAUCUAACAGACUGGUUUCCACGCCCAAGAAUGAAAACAAAACGAGAUGAAAUAAGGAACAUAAUCCUGAAUCUACAAGAACAGCAAAACAAAGAAAAGAAGGGGCAUAAGGACAGUAAUCUAACAGAGAAAUACUUUCAGGAAAGAACAGAACAAUUUAUCAGCAGCUGAAUCUUUUGUCAUAUGUUAGCCGUACAUCAAAUUAAAAAAGAAAAGAAGAAAAAAACCCUGAAAUUUACUUGUCUCCACUGAAACGAAGGACUUCUAGUAUUAUCAGCUCAAACUUAUUGUUGAGGGGUAUAAAUGUUGACCCAAUUCCCCCAGUGUAUUAAUUAGAAUAAUCUGUAUAUAUGUUAAUUAGGCCAACUUUUUUCAACCUUUGUAAUUAUGUUUUUCACUACUUAGGAAACCUUUGUUAUGUGUUUCUGUUUAUAGAACUUAAUAGCAACUUCUAGACACAAAAUAAAUAAAUACAAUAUUUAUAGGAUAAAUUGGUUAACUUUUUCUGUGUUAAGUAAAAUUAUCAUUGAAUAUUUCCCAGUAAGACUUCUAUAAUGCAUGGGGAAUGCUUACGUAGCAAGGUAAUCAAAUUCAUAUGUUAAUUUACAGUUGCCAUUACAAGAUGUUCUGCUUCAGAAAUGUGCAAAGAAUUAAGAAUGUAUCUAAAUGCAUUGUGUUUCCAAGGUGAGUGGUUUGCACUUAAGAUCCAAGUGCAGGCAAUACAAUAUUCAGCCAGGAAUGUUUCAGAUACUGAGAGAAGUAACUUCACAAAUACUUGGAAAAUGCUGCUUCCUGAUUGCAAGUCUUACUCAAGCAGUAUUUAAUACGGUCUCAAAAGGUUGGCUUGAGUAAUACUGUUAGAUCCUCCUCUAUUAUUUUAUGUGGUUCCUGAAUGUUGUUUAAAUGUAUUUUCACAAUUCUUUCAUUAUAAAAUUGUAUUUUUGGUAAGUGUGCUUGAAAUAGCAGAAAAUUGCCACCUUAAAAUUUCUGUCAGAAUUCUGAAUGUUGCAUUCAUAUGUGCUUUAUCUAUCUGAACUUUUUUUAAUGGUAUGAGUACUAUUUUUUUGUAACGCACAGAAAAACCAAAAUAUUGCUAGACGUCAUUGCUUGCUUGCUUCUGUCUUAACAAGAAAUGUCUAAUAAUUCUAAGACACCUUGUUGGCAUUAUUUCCAUGAUGUAAUUUGAUUUUUAAAUUAUGUAAAAAGACAAUAGCCUUCUUAUACCAACUCUAAAAAUCCAAAAGACAGCAACUAGGUCCUAUAACAUUUUAAAGCAUGCUCACAAGAUACUGUCUUUAUAUGAGGGAAUAGAAACUCCUUUUCGUCGAAUAAUGCCUUUGUUAAAAACAAAUUCUUCUUAGGAAGGAGGAUGCUUUGGAUGUAAUAAAUGCGAAGUAUUAUAGAUGAAACAGGCAGUACUGCCAUUGCAACACACAAUCCAUUUCAGCUUCUUCACAAUAGAACAUUCUGUGUAGAAAGUAUAUUUGCAUCCAGUUUUUACUGUGAUUAUGUUGAUGUCACCUACACAGUAGGUGACAUCAACAUAAGUAGUCAUACUUUGUACAGGAUCAGAGAUUGCUUUGCCCAAAGAACAGUUCUGAAGAAGACAUCGCUUUGGUCUGCUGCCCAGCAUUAAAGUUGUUUAAAUCCUAUAGACUUCGAUUUAAGAAUAUUGGGUUUGCAGCCUUAGUGGCAAAGCUUUCCAUAUCUUCUUCCAUAAAUUACUUUUAAUAGAUGGACAGUAAUAGGGCUCUCAUGACAUUUGUCAGUAUUAAAACAUAUGAAUUGAGAUGACUCUUUCCUAUAAAUCCACAUAGAACCAACUCUUGGGCUUAGGUAAAAAAGAAAAAAAAUAUUCUAUAUUUUUCAAUGCCUAAAAUUUGCCUGAGUAGCAGUAGGACAGAGAAGCAAGAAACAAGAAUAAACAAAAGGGGUUGACAGCAAAUGGAAUUUACUUACUUCGAUAUUUUUUUUUAGUGCUACUUGAACAUAUAGUAGGGAAAUUUACAUAGCAAAAUGCACAUUCUCGUGCAAGAUUAUUUGUUGCAAUAUUUGGAUUUAUAUGUAAUUAGAUUUUGCUUUUGUUUUUAAUAGGUUGUGGUCUAUCUUAGUUUCUCUUUGUUUGGUUCUGUUCCUGAGAAUGGAGCUUGUAUUUCUUUUCAAGAUGUGAAGAAUGCAAUGUUUCUCUCUUAAUAUUAUGGUAAAGGAUCAGUCAUGCAGCAAGCUGAUAAACAUGUUGAUAGAGAUUUAUUUUUUUAAUAAAACAAUGAAAACAAA
Messenger RNA from Candoia aspera, 6219 nucleotides. RefSeq names its product SUMO specific peptidase 6 (gene SENP6). Gene Ontology annotation, biological process: regulation of spindle assembly; proteolysis; regulation of kinetochore assembly. Bases 700 to 4113 code for a protein of 1137 amino acids. Gene Ontology annotation, cellular component: cytoplasm; nucleus. The transcript has 24 exons. Lineage: Eukaryota; Metazoa; Chordata; Lepidosauria; Squamata; Candoiidae. The record is from RefSeq and is a predicted model, not a curated record. Gene Ontology annotation, molecular function: SUMO-specific endopeptidase activity.